Molecule: messenger RNA, 393 nt
Organism: Cladocopium goreaui
Lineage: Eukaryota; Dinophyceae; Suessiales; Symbiodiniaceae
Source: the annotation of a GenBank genome assembly
AUGGCCAAGGGCUAUCGACUGCUUCCUCAAGAGGCCUCAGACAAGCCAGUGACCACCAGGCUGAGGGCAGAUGUGAAGUGGCUAGGUGUCAACAAUGUGUUGACUACAGAUCCCAAGAACCAGCGUUCCGUGCCCAGGGUGGACAAAGUGCUACCCAGUGACGGCGUCAAUGUUGGAAGGGGCAGCAUCGAAGCCUCGGUGCCACCGGAGAGCGAACAAGACAUUGUGCAGUUCAUGUCGGGGAUCUUUUUUUCCGAGGAGGGAAGAAAUAACCGCGCGAGUGUGAAAGUCAUUCGCAUAGGCCGCCUGCAGGGCAGUUGCUCGGUGAAUUGUCGAACCCAGGACGGUUCCGCCAAGGGGCCAAGUCAUGGUGCUCCACAAUCCCUUGGGUGA